Molecule: messenger RNA, 1057 nt
Organism: Owenia fusiformis
Lineage: Eukaryota; Metazoa; Annelida; Polychaeta; Sabellida; Oweniidae
Source: the annotation of a GenBank genome assembly
AAUAACCCAAAUUAUGCGCUAAAAAGGGGUUGAUUAUAAUGCACAAAAUAAAGCUAUUGAUCAUUUUAUAUUUUGUUCACCAGUAUAGCCUAGACCAUUGAAAAUAUGAGUCUGAACGAUUCUGCAUAUUUUUGAACGUAUUGUUUUCUUAAUUACGAGAAUUUAUUUUCAUAAAACAUUCUUCGUCAUACAGUAUAGACACUUCCUUUUUACACUUCUAGACAUAUUUCAAUUAUAUGCUUGAACAUUUAAAAAAAACAAUGGCCAAAUUCCAGGAAUUUCACCAGGAAAUUGAAAUCGCUAGAUUUAACAGAUCUAGAUAUCUUGAUCGGAGUGAAACAAAAAGGGAACAUUCGUCAUCAUCAUUUCUAAACUACAUUAUGCUUCUACUACCACUUGAAAUAAUAUCCCAAAGACGUUAUUCUAAGAAGUCAACUAUUUCACACAAAUACAAAUAUAUACUCGAGUUACGAUCUUUUUUAACAUUCUGCAACAACCAUCCUCACAAUGAGGCAACAACAGGCCUCACUAACGCGUUGGUCUUCAACGUUAGUUUUGACAAUACAUGUAGUUGGCCUUAUAAAUUGCUCAGUAUAUACUUUGCCGAAAAAGGCACCCGAGAUGCAAGUGAUCAAAGUACAUCAGUUACAAAACAACGGUAAUUCAAUUGUGUUUAGAGGUUAAGAAACACAAGGACAGUCAUCCGCGCAAACAGUCGCUGGGGGAGGCAAUGGCGGAACAAGAGCUUAUCGUGUUGUUGGAAAACAGUAUACCAAAAAGAGGCGAAAUACUUCGAAAGCUAAAAGAUCAAAAGUAAGUCAUUAUGAUAUCUCAUUUAACCUCUUGAAUACCCAGAGUGACGGAUAUAUCCGUCACAAAUGAAAUAAGACUGGUGCCCAGAGGGACGAGAAAAUCCGUCACAAAAUUUUUCACAAAAAUUGCUCUCAUUUGAACAAUUUUCAUCCAAUUUACACAAAAAUUGUUUUAAAACGAGUAGAAAUGAUCUCUGCCGUCCAAUUUUACUAAGCUGAGCAUCUAAAGUUGUAUAGGUAUGUAA